AUGGAGCUCCCUGCGCUGGCCGGCACGGCCUUCGCGGUUGUCGUCAUCGGCUGUUAUUUGCUCGAGUCCUUUUUCUUCCUCUCCAAAAAUCCGCAAGAGCCAGAGUACAUCAGACCUCGCAUACCAUUAAUUGGUCAUCUUCUUGGUCUGAACAAGUACGGCUCUGGCAACUACUUUACCAAGGUUGGGGCCGACGCCAAGUUAAAGAUCUUUUCUGCACCCAUCUUCUCCUUCAAAUUCUACAUUAUCGCAGAACGCAAAUUCAUCUCGUCGAUCCAGCGCAAUGCUAGGACAAUCUCUUUUGCGCCCUUUGCAGCCAAGGCGGCUCACAACUUUAGCGGUGCCGAUGAUAAGGCCACCAACUUGCAAGAUCACCUAGGAGGUGGCCCCGAGGCCAAGGAAUUCGAUAGAGUCCAGCGCACGACGCUGGCAGCUGGUCCCGAGCUCGAUGAUAUGAGCCUCGUUGCAACCCAGGUGAAACUCGAAAUUGUUGACAAAUUAGCCGCAAAUGCCCUCGAAUCACCCGAAACAGGUGUUCCGAUCGAUCUAUUCGCCUGGGUGAAGCAUACCGUUGGGCUAUCAGCUACGGAAGGGAUGUUCGGCCCUCUGAACCCCUUCAAGAAUCCUGAUCAUGAGGCUGACUUUUGGACCUUCGCUGAUAAGGCACACUUGCUUCUUCCGGGAGGUAUCAUUGCAGAGCUGUUCGCGAAAAAGGCAAUGCAAGCUCGGGAACGUAACGGUCUACGGUACGAAGAAUAUGUUCGCCUUGGGGGCACAGAGACAGCCUCAGGCCUUCUAAAGGGUCGAUCACGGAUUAUGGCCGAAAACGGAGUAUCGCCGCGCGAUAUUGGGCGUAUCAAUAUUGGCUUUGACAUUGCUAUGCUGGCCAACUACGUCCCAACAACGUGGUGGUCCGUCUUUGAGGUCUUCUCUCGCCCGUGGCUUGUCGAUGCGAUCCGCGACGAAGUACGCAAGGCAGUCAAGAAGGACGAAAAUGGCGAGUUCAGCUUGGACAUCUCCGUAAUCAAGUCGGCAUGUCCGCUACUACUGUCCUCGAUUCAGGAGGCGCAGCGCCUGCACACCAUCCACGCACACAUCCGAGAGGUUCUUCGCGACACGACAAUCACUGUAGACGAUAAGACUCAGCUCCUCAAAAGCGGCAACUAUGUCCAGAUCAACGGCAUUCCAAUCCUCCGCAACGAGGAAACGUGGGGUCCAGACGCUACCUCCUUUGAUGCCUACCGGUUCAUAAAGAUGAAGAAGAAGCCUGAUGCGCCGGGCGUAGCCUCUCCAGGGGACUUGGCACCUCACUCCUUUCCCAUUUGGGGCGUGGCACCUCACGUCUGUCCUGCACGGUGGUUUGCGACUACUGGUACUAUGACGCUGAUUGCGUUGAUGACUUUGAAACUCGACUUUGAAAUUGCGCCAGAUUUCAAGGGCGAAGGCCCAUCUGGAAGGGAGUGGAGAAUGCCCAAGGUUGAAGGUCUCUUUGUAGCGUUGCAUUCUCCUGCUGAGCCGAUUCCUAUCACGGUACGGUCGAGGAAAGAGUUCGAAGGCAAGUGGAGAGUUGAGAAUGGCACGCCAGGGACAAGGUUGCAGUUAUCCGUAGGCUAA
Messenger RNA from Colletotrichum costaricense, 1614 nucleotides. RefSeq lists its product as uncharacterized. Gene Ontology annotation, molecular function: heme binding; monooxygenase activity; oxidoreductase activity, acting on paired donors, with incorporation or reduction of molecular oxygen. The record is from RefSeq and is a predicted model, not a curated record. Lineage: Eukaryota; Fungi; Ascomycota; Sordariomycetes; Glomerellales; Glomerellaceae. The coding region runs from base 1 to 1614 and encodes 537 amino acids. The transcript has 3 exons.